This is a messenger RNA of Acaulospora morrowiae, 948 nucleotides long. The record is from the annotation of a GenBank genome assembly. Lineage: Eukaryota; Fungi; Glomeromycota; Glomeromycetes; Diversisporales; Acaulosporaceae.
AUGUCCACAUUCUUAAAUUAUCGAGACAAAUUAAUUCUCGCUCCGAUGGUCCGGAUAGGAACCUUGCCUAUGAGACUUCUGGCCCUAGAAUAUGGCGCAGAUUUAGUUUAUUCGCCCGAGAUGGUAGAUAAAAAAAUGAUUGCGUCCGAGAGAAAAUACGAUGGUGAUUUUUUGACUUUGAUGAUAAUUACUUCAAUUAGCGAAAAAAGUGAAAUCACAUCCUUAAGUAAAAUCGAUUUCAGAGAGGACAGGAUUGGUACAGCUGAUCCUGAGCUUGCUCUUAAAGCAGCAUUAAAGAUGAAGCAGGAUGUGUCGGGCAUUGACGUUAAUUGCGGUUGCCCGAAAAAAUUUUCAAUUCAGGGUGGUAUGGGGGCAGCUUUGUUAUCGAAUCCGGACAAGUUGAAGGCCGUAAAUUUUAACAAACCUGGUGAGAAAUUGUGGACUCCCGGUGACUUGCAAAAUAAGAAUAUUGGAAAACAAGGAGGAAACCAUAGAACUUUGCAAAAUGAUAGAAUCCACGGGUGUCAACGCAAUCACGGUUCACUGCAGAGGCCGAAAGACCCAGGGCAUUGGGACAUUUUCGCGGAUAUCGUGAAAAAUAUUACAUCCAUUCCAGUCAUCGCGAAUGGAGAUGUAUUCCAACGUUCAGAUAUUGUUAAACUGAAAGAACUUUCGAACGUGAAUUCCAUAAUGAUCGCCCGUGCAGCUCAAAAUAACGUUUCAAUAUUUCGAAAGGAAGGAACAUUACCCUUGAAGGAAGUAGUGACUUCCUAUAUCAAAAAGGCGAUAGAGACGGAAAACAAUUGGGCAAACACCAAAUACACUUUAAUGCAGAUGUACGCGAAUCAUCCAAAAGAUUUGAAUCACGAAUUAUUAACACAUGCAAAAUCAUAUGAGGAACUGUGUAAAAUUUUUGAUCUUGAAUCUUAUUUACAGAAUUUCAGGUGA